UCUUCCAGAUCUCAUUUAUUUUUACAUCAUUUGACCAUGUCUUCUUAAGAAAAUGCAUAAGCUUCCUUUCAAACACCUCUCUUUUCCUAAUCAUUCCUUGUCUUCCAGGCAUGACUGGAGCCAUGGAAGAUGCAAAUAACACCACAGACACAAACUUCAUUCUUCUGGGACUCUUUAACCACACUCAGACCCAUCUGUUCCUCUUUUCCAUGGUGCUCAUGGUCUUCCUUUCCUCCCUGAUGGGCAAUGCCCUCUUGAUUGUGCUCAUCUAUGAGGACCCCCGACUGCACAUGCCCAUGUACUUCUUGCUUAGCCAGCUCUCCCUCAUGGAUGUGAUGCUUGUCUCCACCAUAGUCCCCAAAAUGGCAGCCAACUACCUAAUGGACACCAGAUCCAUCUCUCCUGCUGGCUGUGGGGCCCAGAUAUUCCUGUUUCUGACUCUGGGAGGGGGCGAGUGCUUCCUCUUAGCUGCCAUGGCAUAUGACCGAUAUGUGGCCAUAUGUCACCCCCUGCGCUACCCCAUCCUCAUGAAUCAGAAGCUCUGCUUGAACAUGACCACAGGCUCCUGGCUUCUGGGAGGGGUAGAUGGGCUGAUGCAAGCUGGCACCACUCUGAGCUUCCCUUACUGCCAUUCUCGGGAAAUCAACCACUUCUUCUGUGAGGCACCCUCGCUGGUUCGCCUUGCAUGUGCAGACACUACAUUUUUUGAGUUUUUCAUGUAUGUGUGCUGCAUCCUGAUGCUCUUGAUCCCUCUGUCUAUCAUUUUGGCUUCCUACAGUCUCAUCCUGGCUGCUGUGCUCAACAUGAGGUCCACUGCAGCUCGAAAGAAAGCCUUUGCCACCUGCUCCUCUCACCUGGCUGUCGUGGGGCUCUUCUAUGGCACUCUCAUAUUCACCUACAUGCGGCCCAAAUCCUACUGUACAGUGGCCCAUGACAAGGUGGUCUCUGCUUUUUACACCAUCUUUACACCUGUGUUGAACCCUCUUAUAUAUAGUGUGAGGAAUAAAGAAGUCAAGGGGGCUUUGAAAAAGUGGCUGGGUUUGUGUGUGUCUGUAUAA
Felis catus (domestic cat) is the source of this 1058-nucleotide messenger RNA. RefSeq names its product olfactory receptor 2T33. Gene Ontology annotation, biological process: G protein-coupled receptor signaling pathway. The transcript is spliced from 2 exons. Bases 111 to 1058 code for a protein of 315 amino acids. Gene Ontology annotation, molecular function: olfactory receptor activity; G protein-coupled receptor activity. Gene Ontology annotation, cellular component: membrane. The record is from RefSeq and is a predicted model, not a curated record. NCBI's taxonomy places the organism in Eukaryota, Metazoa, Chordata, Mammalia, Carnivora, Felidae.